CUAUAUUUAUAGCGAUUGCUGUAUAGUCGGCCAUUGUGUAUGUGUUGUUCGUUGAAAAAUGAUAUCAGUUUUACUUUGGACUUUAUAUUUGUAUGUUGGUAACUUGCAGAGAGUGGAAACAGUUAAAAUAUUCAAAAAUUUAAUCGUACCUGAACAGAAGGCUUAUACAAGAUACCAACCAACUAUUGCUUCUAAGACUUGCCUGCUGAUACCUGACACUGGUCCGUGUCGCAGUAGAAUUAGUAUGUGGUACUUCAAUAGUAAAGACAAAGAGUGUCAAACGUUUGAAUGGGGAGGCUGCCAAGGUAAUGGUAACAGGUUCGAUUCGAAGGAAGCAUGUUGGGAUUAUUGUAUGACUAAGCCUGGAAAACGUCGUCCUAGGUACUGCAACCUGGCGUUCGAUUAUGGUUUCUGUUUUGGGGCCUCACAGAGGUACUAUUACGACUCUAAGUGGCAAGUCUGUAAGUCUGCCCUCUAUUCUGGUUGUGGUGGUAACAAGAAUAACUUCUACAGCAGAGAAAUGUGUGACCAAAUAUGUCGCUUCGGGAAUAAGGGAGUAUCUAAGAGAACUUCAACAACUGGUGGUGGUAAGAAGGUUAUCAUUAUCAAUCCAGACAGCACCACUGAGAAACGAACCCGAAUUCAAAGCGGUAACGAUUCUACGACUGCAGCAGCAAUCUUGAAAUACAUAGGAUAGCACCAGAAUUGAAAAAAGUACAACUAGCCAAUUUAUUUCAUAAUUUUAAUUAUCAUCCACGACUAGACUGUACCUUAACAAAGGCUUAGUCCUCUUACAUAUCCCAAUCCCCCCCUCAUUUCUAACCCCCAAUUCUCAAAUCUCAAAAAGUAUACAUAAACAUUUUUUUACGUUAAAAGAUUUUAAUGUAUGGUCAUCAAGAAUAAGAGUGUGUGUGAUCUGUCGUCAGGAAAGGGGAGAAAUUCGAAUUACUAAAUUUGACCUAAACAAACAAACAGGUCAAGUUAAAAGUCGGCAACGCUUUUGUAACUCCUUUGGUGUUGCGAAUGUCCUUGAGCGGCACCUUACUGUUUGCCGUCGUAUCUCAUAAAAAAAUCAUCGUCAUCGACAGAGGUCCACUGACGGACAUAAGACAAUAAGACCAUUACACCAACUAUCCCCGGCCACCGCCACUCCUAUUAUUUCCCUGUAUAGCAAAUAACUUGGCUGGCUGUAUAAACGUAUCUAAAUAUUGUAAGUUCUAUUUCAAAAUCAUCUUUUUAUAUUCUAUUGUGACAUUUUUAUUAUCUUAAAGCCUAACUGCCGUACUCAAAGACAUUUAAU
Messenger RNA from Spodoptera frugiperda (fall armyworm), 1300 nucleotides. Its product is annotated as tissue factor pathway inhibitor-like. The transcript is spliced from 4 exons. The record is from RefSeq and is a predicted model, not a curated record. NCBI's taxonomy places the organism in Eukaryota, Metazoa, Arthropoda, Insecta, Lepidoptera, Noctuidae. Gene Ontology annotation, molecular function: serine-type endopeptidase inhibitor activity. Bases 59 to 697 code for a protein of 212 amino acids.